Molecule: messenger RNA, 2403 nt
Organism: Sabethes cyaneus
Lineage: Eukaryota; Metazoa; Arthropoda; Insecta; Diptera; Culicidae
Gene: udt
Exons: 4
Coding region: 113-1960 (615 amino acids)
Source: RefSeq, a predicted model, not a curated record
CGGUUCAGGUGAAUCGUUUACAUGCAAACAUCAUUAAAGAUUUAAGUUUUUCGAUAUUUUCGACAAGUUUUCUUUCAAAAAUUAUUUUUCGAAUGUCUCAUUGAAAGUGAAAAUGCAGCUGAACAUUUUAAUAACAUUUAUUAUAGCUUUCAUCUAUGUCGAUGCCGCUAAGGAUUCCAAAUGUGAAAUUCCAAAAGUCCUGCAAGGAACUUGGUUCAGUUGGGAGAAGGGCAAAUCUACGACAACCACAAUUGAUGCAUGGUCAUACCAGCGAGGUGGUGCAAGGCUCGAAUGCUUGGAUAGUAUCCGGAAUGGGUCAGACCAUACGUUUAUCUUCAAGGGCAAUGCCGACUGCUAUACCUGUUUGAAAGCGUUUCCGCGUACGGUGAACGUAUUGGAAAAGUUUGAGAUUUCCUGUGUAACUUUGGAUAAAAAUGAAGAACCAACAAUCGAAAGAAUUUGUCGAGGGCUCCGACAAGAUCAACAGUUGAUGACCCUGUUUAAUAAGAAUUUUGUUCCAAUAAGUUGUCGGUCUUCCCUGGAAGGAGUAUGGCAGUUUGCCUAUCAGAACCGUUUCCGUUUUACUGGAGAAUGCGAUAGCCAAGAUGCACGUAUUCAGUCAUGUCAGACUCCGGGCACGCAAUUUUUGAUUCAGAAUCAAAAAUUCAAUAUUACCUACCGCCAAUGUCAGGGCAUGGACGGAACGUUUAACGGUGUGGUGGAAUUCAGUUGUCUGGGAGACUGGUUUAUUGGUAAGAACCACUACUUUGCCGUUGUGAAUACUAAGGAAUCCCGAGAGGAUGAAAAAUAUCGUUGCUUUCUGAAAAAUCGAGACGAUGAUCUGUAUAUCGGAGCAUCGAUUACGGCGGAAUGUAACACGUUGAAAACGGUGGAAAAGUCUCCCGAACGUUACCGAGUUACACCGGUAAAGUCGGAAGUUGUGGAACCAGGUUGCAGAUUUCCGCAAAAUUUCACCGGUGAUUGGAUUAACACAGCCAACGUCGAUGCCGAAGUAAUGAUCAACGAAACACACAUAAUCGAAACGUACUAUCCCGAUAGGGCACGUUACCGUAGAACGGUAUAUGUAUGUCGCGAGCAACGUGACACCAGGAUCAUGAUGGCCCGUUUAACGGUUGAUGGUUGUCAAAAAGAUUUCAUUUGCUUUGAUUUCGUUCCCCGGCACCAUAAUGUGAUUCGGUAUCGAAGAGGAUUAGCAGUCAUCAAGGACGAUUUCAGCACAGUUUGCUCGUGGGUACAGUUUCCGAACAAGGAAGAGUGGCGAUAUGAUUUGUUCUUGGCCGCAAAACCUGUCCCUGUGCGUUGUCCCGUGGCUGGCAAGUUUAACUUUACCCAAAAGGGAGAAUCACCCUUCAAAACGAGAAUUCUUGGUGGUGUAACGCUUAGUCCUCGACCGGAUAUUCGCUGCAAGCAAAAUAUUUCCGAUUUCUCCGUGUGCGAUACCGAUCAGAAAGAAAUGGCCAUCGAUGCCAAUUACUGUCUGUCGGUAGAUCAUCUUGGUCGCCCUGUGGAUAUUUAUAGCGAUCCUGAUUACCGUAUGAAAUGUAUUGGCUACUGGCAGGAGAAUUUGAGAUCAUAUCUCAUCACCUAUGACGACCUUGAUCCGCUGUCCAAGUAUCGUUGCUGGGUGUACCAGCGAGCUGAUUUGAACCGAGUUCUGAUGUCACAAGCUGUAGGUGCAUUCUGUAACGUGAAGCAGGACGUCACCUCAUGGAACUAUACGGAAGGAGCGGUAGUAGCCAUCGAUAUGUUCGAAUACGAGCGUGAACGUGAUCAGUGUCCAAUGCACUUCGACGACGGCUCGAAUCCUUGGCAGGGGACGGAGAAUUACAUAAAGGUAUUUCCGUGGUUGAUUUACCGGAGUGCCACCAACACCAUCGGUGCCUCGAUGAAUGCGUUUGUGCUGUCGCUGGCGGCAUUGUUGCUAAAGUUGCUGUAUUAGGAAAGCAGUAUUCAGUCCGUUAGCAAAUUCCAGGGAGCUUAGUAUCGUUCCAGUAGUAAGGAUCGUUAUUAUUGAAUAGUUCAUAUCACAGUUUCGAUCGAAAGACUUAGUUCGACUCAGUGAAAUGUUCAUUUGAUAAUGCCGACGUAUUCUAAAAUAGAAUACCCAACAUUCUGAUUCGAACGAAAAAUCGAUAUUUCGUGUUUAAGAAUAACGUCUAAGGAAAAAACAAAUCUCAUGUUUUAGAAACCCGUCCGUCCAGAGUUCAGGUCAUAGAAUAAGUGUACACUCAUGUGCCUUUUAAGAGUAUUGCAUGUUAUAAGGUCUACCAAGUAAUUAAGGCAUUUUAUUGACAAUUGAGCAUUAAGUCGUUUAAGUCUAUUGUAAAGUAAUAAAACUUUAGGAAUAUAUUUGAUUUAAUGGUUCAUUUUUUAAUAAAUUUU